Molecule: messenger RNA, 3012 nt
Organism: Misgurnus anguillicaudatus (oriental weatherfish)
Lineage: Eukaryota; Metazoa; Chordata; Actinopteri; Cypriniformes; Cobitidae
Source: RefSeq, a predicted model, not a curated record
AUGGAUCAAAUACAAACAUCAACAGAUGGAGAUUUUUCUCCAAGAUACAGUUCAGAUCAUCAGAAGAGAUCGGAUUCAGAGUUCAGCUGUGUGUCUAUGAAGAAUGAUGGGUCUAUUUAUCAACCAGUCAAUUUUAAGAGUGAAGAUACAAGGCCUGAUAGCAGCCACGAGUCUGAUCUUGCUGAGGUCCUGAACGCAUUCAGAUCAAAUCUGAGGAGGACGUUUGAGUGUUUGUAUGAGGUAACAUCAAAUAAGCGAAACCCAACACCACUGAAUGAGAUCUACACAGAGCUGUACAUCACAGAGAGUGAAAGUGGAGAGAUCAGUAAUGAACAUGAGGUGAGACAGAUUGAGACAAAAUCCAGAAGAACAACAACAAAGGAGACACCAAUCAAAUGUAAUGACAUCUUUAAACCUUUACCUGAACAACACAAACACAUCAGAAGUGUGCUGACAAAGGGAGUCGCUGGCAUUGGAAAAACAGUCUCUGUACAGAAGUUCAUUCUGGACUGGGCUGAAGAGAAAGAGAAUCAGGACGUCCACCUCAUAUUUCCACUUCCUUUCAGAGAGAUCAAUUUGAUGAAGGACAAAACACUAAGUCUUUUAGAUCUUCUUCAUCAUUUCUUUCCACAAACAAAAGAAAUGAAAAUCUUCAGUGAUGAAUAUAAAGUGUUGUUCAUCUUUGAUGGUUUGGAUGAGUGUCGUCUGUCUCUGGAUUUUAACAGCAAUGUGAGGUUGUGUGAUGUAAGUGAAUCAACAUCAGUGGACGUGAUGCUGACAAACCUCAUCAAGGGGAAUCUGUUUCCCUCUUCUCUCAUCUGGAUCACCUCCAGACCAGCAGCAGCUGAUCUCAUCCCCUCUGAGUGUGUUGAUCGAGUCACAGAGGUACGAGGCUUCACUGAUCCACAGAAGGAGGAAUACUUCAGGAAGAGAAUCAGUGAUGAGAGUCUGUCUGAUCAAAUCAUCUCACACCUGAAGUCAUCCAGGAGUCUCUACAUCAUGUGUCACAUCCCAGUCUUCUGCUGGAUUUCAGUCACUGUUCUAGAGAGAAUGUUGAGUGAAGCAGAGAGAAGAGAGAUCCCCAAGACUCUCACUCAAAUGUAUACACACUUCCUGAUCAUUCAGACAAACAUCAAACAUCAGAAGGACUAUGAGAAGAAAGAUGAAGACAUGAUCUUUAAACUGGGUAAACUAGCUUUUGAGCAGCUUGUGAAAGGCAAUCUGAUCUUCUAUGAUGAAGACCUGAGAGAGUGUGGUAUUGAUGUAAAAGAAGCCUCAGUGUACUCAGGAUUGUGUACUCAGAUCUUCAGAGAGGAGUUUGGUUUGUAUCAGGGGAAAGUUUACUGCUUUGUUCAUCUCAGCAUCCAGGAACAUCUAGCAGCUCUUUAUGCUCACAUCUCCUUCACAAACAACAACAUAAAUGUGUUUAAAUCAAGUUGGUUUUCUAAAAUUAAGGAAAUAGUGAAACAUAAAUCAUCAGAAGAGGAUUCAUUAUCUGAGUUACAUGAGCGAGCUGUAGAUGAAUCUUUACAGAGUAAAAAUGGACAUCUGGAUCUUUUCCUGCGUUUUCUUCUGGGUCUUUCACUGGAGUCCAAUCAGAUUCUCUUACAGGAUCUACUGACACAGAUGAGAAGAUGCUCCUACAAGAAAGAGAAAACUGUUAAGUACAUUAAAGAGAAGAUGAAUGAGAAUCUGUCUCAUGAGAAAUCCAUCAAUCUGAUUCACUGUCUGAAUGAACUGGGUGAUGAUUCACUGCUGCAGGAGAUUCAAUGUUAUCUGAGAUCUGCUUCAGUAGGAAACACCAAACUCUCCUCUUCACAGUGGGCAGCUUUAGUUUUUGUGUUGUUGACAUCUGAGCAGCAUUUGGAUGAACUUGAUCUAAAUAAAUUUAUUGGAGAUAAAAAUACAGCAGAUGAAGUUCUUGUGAAACUGCAGCCUGUGAUUAAAGAAACCAAAAAACUACAGCUAUGUAUGUGUAAUAUCACAGCUAAAGGUUGCGCUGCUCUGACUUCAGCUCUGAGAUCAAACCCUUCACACCUGGCACAUCUGAAUCUGUCUGAGAAUGAACUAAGAGAUUCAGGAGUGAAGCUGAUCUCUGAUGUACUGAAGAAUCCUGAAUGUAAACUGAAGAAACUGGAGUUGAGGAAUUGCAAUAUCACAGAUGAAGGUUGUGUUGCUCUGACUUCAGCUCUGAGAUCAAACCCAUCACACCUGACACAUCUGAAUCUGUCUCGUAAUAAACUAAGAGAUUCAGGAGUGAAGCUUAUUUCUGAUGUACUGAAGAAUCCUGACUGUAAACUGGAGAUACUGAAGUUGUGGGGUUUUUAUAUCGCAGCUGAAAGUCAUGCUGCCCUGACUUCAAACCCCUUUCAUGUCACAAGACUGAAUGAUAUUAAUGUAGGAGAUUCAGGAUUGAAGCUGAUCUCUGAUGUACUGAAGAAUCCUGACUGUAAACUGAAGAUACUGAAGUUGUGGAGUUGUAAUAUCACAUAUGAUGGUUGUGUUGCUCUGACUUCAGCUCUGAGAUCAAACCCAUCACACCUGACACAUCUGGAUCUGUCAUUUAAUUAUAAUCUAAGAGAUUCAGGAGUGAAGCUGAUCUCUGAUGUAAUGAAGAAUCCUGACUGUAAACUGAAGAUACUGAAGUUAUGUGAUUGUAAUAUCACAGAUAGAGGUUGUAUUUCUCUGACUUCAGCUCUGAGAUCAAACCCAUCACACCUGACAUAUCUGAAUCUGUCUAAUAGUAAUCUAAGAGAUUCAGGAGUGAAGCUGAUCUCUGAUGUACUGAAGAAUCCUGACUGUAAACUGGAGAUACUGGAGUUGAGGAGAUGUAAUAUCACAGAUAAAGGUUGUGUUGCUCUGACUUCGGCUCUGAGAUCGAACCCAUCACACCUGAGAGAUCUGAAUCUGACCUGGAAUAAACUCACAGACUCAGGAGUGAAGUUGAUCUCUGAUCUUAAAGAUGAUCCACAUUAUAAACUAGAGACAGUACGGCCUUACAGACGACAGUAA